AUGGAGCUGACCAUCUUCCUCCAGAACAACAAAGACAUGUUCGCGUGGUCACCAUCUGACAUGCCCGACAUCGACCCAAACAUCAUCUCCCACCGGCUCCAUGUCAACCCUGUUAGCAAGCCCAUGGUGCAGAAGAGACGUAACUUUGCUCCCGAGCAUAGGUCUCCUACUCGGAAUAGCUGGCCAACGUUGUUCUUGGUGGCGAAACAAGAAAAGGGAAAAUGGAGAGUAUGCGUCGAUUACACCGACCUCAACAAAGCAUGCCCUAAAGACAAUUUCCCAUUGCCGAGAAUCGACCAGCUCAUGGAUUCAAUUUCCGGCAAUUAG
Molecule: messenger RNA, 327 nt
Organism: Prunus armeniaca (apricot)
Lineage: Eukaryota; Viridiplantae; Streptophyta; Magnoliopsida; Rosales; Rosaceae
Source: the annotation of a GenBank genome assembly